Molecule: messenger RNA, 267 nt
Organism: Micromonas pusilla CCMP1545
Lineage: Eukaryota; Viridiplantae; Chlorophyta; Mamiellophyceae; Mamiellales; Mamiellaceae
Exons: 1
Biological process (GO): cellular response to oxidative stress
Cellular component (GO): cytoplasm
Molecular function (GO): glutathione disulfide oxidoreductase activity
Source: RefSeq, a predicted model, not a curated record
UCCAACGCGGUCACGGUGUGGAGCAAGUCGUGGUGCCCGUUCUGCACGCAGGUGAAGCAGCUCCUGGAGAAGGAGGGCGCGAGCUACCUCGCGAUCGAGCUCGACAAGUUUCACGAGGCGGAGGAGAUUCAAGCGUCGCUCGCGGCCACGACGGGGCAGCGCACCGUGCCGAACGUGUUCGUGGGGGGGAAACACGUCGGCGGGUGCGACGACACGAUGGCGCUGCAUCGAUCGGGGGAGCUGAGGAAGAUGAUAGAGGCCGCGGGA